This is a messenger RNA of Nicotiana attenuata, 1818 nucleotides long. RefSeq lists its product as uncharacterized. Gene Ontology annotation, molecular function: nucleic acid binding. Bases 1 to 1818 code for a protein of 605 amino acids. The record is from RefSeq and is a predicted model, not a curated record. The transcript is spliced from 4 exons. Gene Ontology annotation, biological process: DNA integration. NCBI's taxonomy places the organism in Eukaryota, Viridiplantae, Streptophyta, Magnoliopsida, Solanales, Solanaceae.
AUGGUAUUAAAUGAUAGCUACAGUCAAGCUCGUAGACAAAUCAUAAUGAAAUCUAAAAUUCCAACUGUUAAUCAAGCCUAUGCUAUGAUUCUUCAAGAUGAAAGUCAAAAACUAGUAGCAAGUGGCAGUUAUAGUGCUGAGUCUAUUGAUCCUACUGCCCUGUUCAGCUCUAAGAUUGGUCAAAAACAAAGAAGGAAUUUCAAUGAGUUCACUAUUGAACCACAUAAUCAUCAGGGGCAACAGAGUCUGGGGCCUAUGCAAAUGUUCACUCCUAAGCAAUAUGGUCAGAUUCUAAGCCUACUGAACAAGGCAUCACUCUCUGAAUCAUCUGACAGUGCACACAUGGCAGGUAAUGUUUCUUAUGAACCAAAUACUGAUGAGAAAUGGAUAGUAGAUACUGGAGCUACUAAUCAUAUGGUUGGUAAUGAACAACUUCUUCUUGAAAAAUUAUUAGUAGGUAAUGCAAGAAAUGUACAGCUCCCUACUAGAGAGUCUACUAAGGUGUCACAUGUUGGUAGUUGUCGAUUAGAUGGAGGUGAUACUAUUAACAAUGUCUUGUGUGUACCAGCUUUCAAGUUUAAUCUCUUGUCUGUGUCUCAACUGACAAAAGCUUUAAACUGUUGUGCUGCAUUUUUUCCAAAUUUCUGCAUAUUUCAAGAUCUCUUCUCUGGGAGGGUGAAGGAUAUUGGUAAGGAAGAAGAAGGAUUGUAUGUACUGCAUUCACAAAGGAGAAACAAGAAUAAAACUAGGUCAUUGGUGAUGAUUGCCCACAGGAAUGAAGUUGAGCUGUGGCACAAGAGAAUGGGACAUGUUCUAAUUCAAGUUCUUAAGAAAAUCCCUAGUAUACAUAGUAGCAGUAGAGCAGAAAUAAGUCCUUGUGACAUUUGUCCUUUAGCCAGGCAAGCUAGGACUUCUUUUCCAGUCAGUAACAGUAGAGCAGAGAAUUUUGGUAAAAUGAUCAAGUGUUUUAGGUCAGACAAUGGUUCUGAAUUCUUUAACCAUAAUUGUGAAACAUUGUUCCAAAUGCAUGGAAUUAUACAUCAAAGUUCAUGUCCACACACUCCUCAACAAAAUGGAGUGGUGGAAAAGAGACAUAGACAUGUUCUUGAGACUGCAAGGGCCAUCAGAUUUCAGGGGAACUUGCUAGUGAGUUUUUGGGGUGCUUGUGUAGAUGCAGUUGUGUAUAUAAUAAACAGAAUUCCCUCCACGGUAUUAGGGAACAAGUCACCUUUUGAGUUAUUUUAUGGGAGACAGCCUGCGUUGUCACAUAUGAGAAUUAUAGGGUGUUUGUCUUUUGUAGCAAGGUUACCAAGAGGUGACAAAUUUGCAGCUAGGUCUAUAAGAUCAGUGUUUCUGGGAUAUGCAAGCACACAAAUGGGAUAUAGGUUGCAUGAUAUUGAGCACAAGACACUCUUUGUCAGUAAAGAUGUGAUAUUUCAUGAAGAUGUGUAUCCAUUUCAAGGUCUUCAUCAAGACUCUUCUCUCUUUGUAGAUGAAUUUCAGAAGGUUGAUCCUAAUCCAGAUCAGCCUCCCAUUGUUUUGCCCUUUACUAUCAGUGACAAGAACGAUCCACACUUUUCUGCAUCUCUUGCACCCGCAGAAUCUGUUCCUACAAACAUUAAUCCACCUUUGGACUCUCAUUCUCUACCACAUAUAGAGGUAUCAGCUACAGGACAGCAUGAGACUAAUGUUGGUAAAUUAAAGAGAUCAGGGAAAACUUCAAAGCCUCCUAUUUGGCUUAAGGAUUAUGUUGGGCCAAUACAAAAGCCUAACUCUUCUCAUGCAGCACAUUGCCAAUAUCCUAUUAAAACUGAAUAG